This is a messenger RNA of Polyodon spathula (Mississippi paddlefish), 3740 nucleotides long. RefSeq names its product ATP-citrate synthase. The coding region runs from base 223 to 3591 and encodes 1122 amino acids. Gene Ontology annotation, biological process: acetyl-CoA biosynthetic process; citrate metabolic process; tricarboxylic acid cycle. Gene Ontology annotation, cellular component: cytosol. NCBI's taxonomy places the organism in Eukaryota, Metazoa, Chordata, Actinopteri, Acipenseriformes, Polyodontidae. Gene Ontology annotation, molecular function: ATP citrate synthase activity. The transcript is spliced from 30 exons. The record is from RefSeq and is a predicted model, not a curated record.
AUCAGCAGAUGGUGAGGAGAGACGGAUAAAGGAGAGUUUUCUCUUAUAAGGGUAGGCUGGUCCUGGUGUAUACAAAAUAUAUAUAUAUAUAGUGCUAUUAACCCGUGAGAAUCUUACACAAAUACAAGAGAUAGCAAAACUCACGGAACCGACUCCAGAUCAGAGACACCGUUCUCCAGCAACAACUAGGUUUCGUGUCGGGUAAGUCUGCAGUAAGAAACAAUGUCGGCCAAGGCGAUCUCUGAACAGACUGGGAAGGAGUUCCUGUACAAACACAUCUGCACCUCGGCCGCUGUGCAGAACCGCUUCAGGUACGCCUCUGUGACAAUAGACACGGACUGGGAUCGGCUCGCUCAGGACCACCCCUGGCUCCUCACAGAGCGCCUGGUGGUCAAGCCGGAUCAGCUGAUCAAGCGUCGAGGGAAGCUUGGGCUGGUUGGAGUGAACCUUGACCUGCAGGGUGUGAAGGAGUGGCUCAAACCACGACUCAUGAAGGAAACCACGGUCGCAAAGGCUAAAGGCAUUCUCAAGAAUUUCCUCAUCGAGCCGUUUGUACCUCACAAGCAGGAGGAGGAGUUCUACGUGUGUAUAUACGCCACCCGUGAAGGAGACCACGUGCUGUUCCACCAUGAGGGGGGCGUGGAUAUCGGAGAUGUGGACUCCAAAGCGCAGAAGUUCCUGGUGGGAGUGGAUGAGAAGCUGACCGAGGCUGACGUCAAGACGCACCUCCUGGGCCAUGCGCCUGCCGACAUGAAAGACAUUUUGGCCAGUUUUGUAGUGGGCUUGUUUAACUUGUACGAAGACCUGUAUUUCACAUACCUGGAGAUCAACCCACUAGUCGUAACCAAGGAUGGAGUGUAUGUAUUGGACAUGGCAGCUAAGAUAGAUGCCACUGCUGACUACAUCUGCAAAGCCAAGUGGGGAGAUGUGGAGUUCCCUCCUCCCUUUGGCAGGGAAGCCUACCCUGAGGAAGCUUAUAUUGCCGACCUGGAUGCCAAGAGUGGAGCCAGUCUGAAGCUGACCAUUCUCAACCCCCGGGGCAGGAUCUGGACCAUGGUGGCUGGGGGCGGAGCCUCUGUUGUCUACAGUGACACCAUCUGUGACCUGGGUGGAGUGGACGAGCUGGCUAAUUAUGGAGAGUACUCUGGAGCCCCUAGCGAGCAGCAGACCUACGACUACGCCAAGACCAUCCUGUCAUUGAUGACCAGGGAGAAGCACAGCGAUGGCAAAGUCCUGAUUAUCGGGGGUAGCAUUGCCAAUUUCACCAACGUCGCUGCAACCUUCAAGGGUAUUGUAAGAGCCAUCAAGGAUUACCAGGUACCCCUGAAGGAACAUGAAGUGACAAUCUUCGUCCGGAGAGGUGGCCCCAACUACCAGGAAGGGCUGCGUGUCAUGGGGGAAGUGGGUAAGACCACUGGAAUCCCGAUCCACGUGUUUGGCACUGAGACCCACAUGACAGCCAUUGUGGGCAUGGCUCUGGGACACCGUCCAAUCCCUAACCAGCCGCCCACUGCCGCCCACACUGCCAACUUCCUGCUGAACUCCAGCGGCAGUGCCUCGACUCCAGCUACAAGCCGGACUGCCUCCUUCUCCGAGAACAAGACCAACAACGAAGCCAUUCCAGCAAAAAAGGCGAAACCCGGCGUUCCUCCAGCUGUCAUUCAUUACCCUACACCGUUACUGGAGAAUUCUUUCCAGGGGACGUUUAAAGAAACACAGCAUCCUACUUCAGACAAUGCUCGAGCUAAAGCUACCACCCUGUUCAGCAGCCACACCAAGUCCAUCGUCUGGGGCAUGCAGACAAGGGCAGUGCAGGGCAUGCUAGACUUCGAUUACAUCUGCUCUCGGGUGGAGCCCUCUGUGGCAGCGAUGGUGUACCCCUUCACUGGGGAUCACAAACAGAAGUUUUACUGGGGCCACAAGGAGAUCCUGAUCCCAGUCUUCAAGAGCAUGGGCGACGCCAUGAAGAAACACCCCGAAGUCGACGUCCUCAUUAACUUCGCCUCCCUGCGUUCUGCCUUUGACAGCAGCAUGGAGACCAUGCAGUAUCCUCAGAUCCACACCAUAGCUAUCAUUGCAGAGGGCAUCCCAGAAGCACAGACCAGGAAACUGAUCAAGAAAGCAGACGAGAAGGGGGUCACCAUCAUCGGACCGGCCACGGUUGGUGGUAUCAAGCCUGGCUGCUAUAAGAUUGGAAACACAGGUGGGAUGCUGGACAACAUCCUGGCCUCCAAGCUGUACCGCCCCGGCAGCGUGGCCUACGUCUCUCGAUCGGGGGGGAUGUCCAACGAACUGAACAACAUCAUCUCCAGGACGACCGAUGGAGUCUAUGAGGGGGUGGCCAUCGGGGGGGACAGAUAUCCUGGUUCCACCUUCAUGGACCAUGUGCUGCGUUAUCAGGACACUCCAGGGGUGAAGAUGAUCGUUCUGCUCGGAGAGAUCGGUGGCUGUGAAGAGUACAGGAUCUGCCAGGGGAUCAAGGAGGGCCGGAUCACGAAGCCCAUGGUGUCCUGGUGUAUUGGGACCUGCGCCACCAUGUUCUCCUCCGAGGUCCAGUUUGGCCACGCAGGAGCUUGUGCUAACCAGGCCUCUGAGACUGCUGUAGCCAAGAACCAGGCCCUGGCAGAGGCUGGAGCCAUCGUGCCCAAGAGCUUUGACGAGCUGGGUGACGCCAUCAAGUCUGUGUAUGACGAGCUUGUUGCUAAGGGUGUGAUCGUACCUGCAAAAGAGGUGCCUCCUCCCACGGUGCCAAUGGAUUACUCGUGGGCUCGGGAGCUGGGUCUGAUCCGCAAGCCGGCCUCCUUCAUGACGAGUAUCUGUGACGAGCGGGGGCAGGAGCUGAUCUACGCAGGGAUGCCCAUCACAGAGGUGUUCAAGGAGGAGAUGGGGAUCGGGGGAGUGCUGGGACUGCUUUGGUUCCAGAGGAGGCUGCCUCGCUAUGCCUGCAAGUUCAUUGAGAUGUGUCUGAUGGUCACUGCAGACCACGGGCCCGCUGUGUCAGGAGCUCACAACACCAUCGUCUGUGCCAGAGCCGGGAAGGACCUCAUCUCCAGCCUCACCUCCGGGCUGCUCACCAUUGGGGACCGGUUCGGUGGUGCUUUAGACGCAGCAGCCAAGCAGUUCAGCAAAGCCUUCGACAGCAGCCUCAUCCCCAUGGAGUUUGUGAACAAAAUGAAGAAGGAAGGCAAGCUGAUCAUGGGGAUUGGGCACAGAGUUAAAUCAAUAAACAACCCAGACAUGAGGGUUCAGAUUCUGAAGGACUAUGUGAAGCAGAACUUCCCAGCCACUCCUCUGCUGGAUUAUGCUCUGGAAGUGGAGAAAAUCACUACUUCCAAGAAACCCAACCUCAUCCUCAACGUUGACGGCUUAAUUGGCGUGGCGUUUGUGGACUUGCUGAGGACCUGUGGGGGCUUCACGCGGGAGGAAGCCGAUGAAUACGUGGAUAUUGGAGCCUUGAAUGGCAUCUUCGUAUUAGGCAGAAGCAUGGGCUUCAUCGGACACUAUUUGGACCAGAAGAGGCUGAAGCAGGGUUUGUACCGCCAUCCUUGGGAUGACAUCUCCUAUGUUCUUCCUGAACACAUGACCAUGUAAUAUCAAAGAAGCCCUGGAGUGCCACCUAGUGGGCAGUUGAAGGAUUUUUUUUUUUCUGCACUAUAUAGAAAACUGAUGUACGGAGCUGGGGAGGGUUUUGGGUUAACUAUUAUAUUUUCUUCAUAUUUUUUGAGUGUAACAUGACAUGC